Molecule: messenger RNA, 942 nt
Organism: Lithohypha guttulata
Lineage: Eukaryota; Fungi; Ascomycota; Eurotiomycetes; Chaetothyriales; Trichomeriaceae
Exons: 2
Coding region: 1-942 (313 amino acids)
Biological process (GO): adenylate cyclase-activating G protein-coupled receptor signaling pathway
Cellular component (GO): plasma membrane
Molecular function (GO): G protein-coupled receptor activity
Source: RefSeq, a predicted model, not a curated record
AUGGCGUGUAAUGUCUGGCUAUCUUUCUUUCGAGCAUAUGAUACUUCAGCCUUGAGACGUCUAGAGUGGAAAUACAUUGUCGCCUGUUAUGGUGUCCCCUUCGUUCCAGGGUUCGUUUACAUAUUUGUCAAUACACAAGAGAGGCGCAAGGUGUACGGUGCAGCAGUAUUGUGGUGCUGGGUUUCGCUGAGGUGGGAUUUUCUUCGCGUCGCAACCUUUUACGGGCCUGUUUGGGUCGUAAUCCUCGCUACGAUAGGCAUUUACAUACGAGUCGGGUCAAUAAUAUUCAAAUGGCGACGGCAGUUGUUGUCGAUGGAGAAGGAACGUACCUUGAGCGGCACAAACGAAUACCCUGCUAUUGGCAUUCUGAAGACGUCGGAGAUCAUUGUCACAAGAACAGAAACAGUUGUGAGUGGCGAGGAACCAGACUUUGGUAAUGACCUACACAGUAAAGCAUCCUUCUCUCGCACGAUUCAACCGACCAGGCCAAUCACUAUGGUCAGAAUGUCCCGGCCAAGUGGCGGCAUCGAUCCAAACAAGGCAGCGGUAAAGUACUGCAAAUGUGCCAUGCUCUUCUUCUUGGCUCUGAUCGUAACCUGGGUGCCCUCAACAGUGAACCGGAUCUACACUAUCAUACGGCCUGAUGAGGUUGUAUAUGGACUCCACCUUGCUGCUGCACUUGUCCUGCCAUUGCAAGGCUUUUGGAACGCAUUGAUCUAUCUGGCAACCAGCACUUUCGCAAUGAGAUGUUUAUGGCAGGACAUUCUGGACGUCUGCAGAAGUUCAAGUCCUCGUCAGAUGGCCAUUCAAGUACGACGACAAGGUGUCUCAAUCCAUUCCAGCGAGCUUGAGGACAGGUCACGAAAGUUCAGCUCCGGUCAGACACCCUACGACGCUGAUCGAGCUUCUUCGCAAAGCGAGCUAGUUGGUCAGGCAAAGUAG